This is a messenger RNA of Mytilus californianus (California mussel), 6731 nucleotides long. RefSeq names its product protein FAM193A-like. The record is from RefSeq and is a predicted model, not a curated record. NCBI's taxonomy places the organism in Eukaryota, Metazoa, Mollusca, Bivalvia, Mytilida, Mytilidae. The transcript has 20 exons. The coding region runs from base 137 to 4774 and encodes 1545 amino acids.
UGCCCGAUAUUCGCCAUGUUGAAUUUGAUAGACGGACACCCGUCAAACUACUAUUUCAUAUUUUGAUAGUCUUUUAGCAUAUUUGAUACAUUUGAAACAAUAGUUUUGUAGUAACGUGCAUAUAACUUUCCUAGAUAUGAGUGCUGCCGACGACAAAAAGGCGAAGCGUCGAAAAAUCAAGAAAAGUCUUGUUGCCAAGAAUCUCCCCCGGUCGUCGACUUUUCAAAAUGGGACGGAAGCGUCAAACUUGUCCAAUUCACCUUCAGAAACUAUUCUGUCUCCAGCAAUAGAUAGUGAGACAUUGAGAAGAUUGGAGAAAUUGAUGGAUGCAAGUGAUGAUGCAGAUUCUUUAGAACUGUUAUCUCUGUCACGUGGACCUAACCCUUACCUAGAUAAGGAGAGAUGUUUGUUGUGUGGCUGCGAAAGACAAGAUCCUCCUGAAGCUGCUGCAUAUAAAAUGGAAAAUUCUGAUUGUGAGAAGAGGGCAGUUGAAACAAACUUAUUAACACAGCUUCCAUUAUGGGUUUGUCCAGAAUGUCGAAAGUCAACUGACCAAGAAAUGGAGAAAAAGAUGUCUUCGAAUAUUACAGGAUUUAUGGAUCCUGAUUUACCACCAGAACCAUCGUCUCCUCCUUUCUUACCUGAAGCUGCUCUACGAUUCAGUUCACCGCCAAACACCAGUAAUGGAAGCAUGUGUUCUUGUGAUGCUUGUAAGGAAAUGAGAGAAAUUGAAGCACAACAUGAUCUAGAAACACAGGAAUUACAGAAUUGUUGGACAGUGUUACGGAAGUUAGUGCGAGUUAUGUAUGGUAGACGUGAAGAAGAUAUUACCCCAGAUAAUGACACACCUAAUGAAGAGGAAGCUAGGGAAUUGGUAGAUAGACUAUGCACAAGAGACCCACACCAGUUAUUUUUAAGAUUAGAGUCCCAAGUGAGGGAAUUUGUUAUAGAGAUGAAGGUGAAACUUUUAAAACAAUUAAAUUCAGGAUACAAGACACCUCCUGAAGCUAAAGCAUUCAUUUCAUUGUUAUUAGAUGAAUAUUGUCAUUUAUGUGGUGUAUCAAGGAAGAUGUCGGAAAUAUUAACAAAACUGAAAACUGACCAUCUUGCCAAGUUUAAUGUGACAUGGGAGUUACAUAACAAACAUUUAUUCCAAUCAAUAGCUUAUACUGAACCAUCUAUACAGAGCAGUCUUCAUUUGAUAAUAACACAACUAAGGAUGGGUGCUGCAUCGAAAGAAUCUUAUAAUGAAGAUACCUACCCUAAUUUGUUACAUAGAUAUCUCAAGUUUGAUGAUGAAAUGUCAGUGAUAUCUGUUGUAUGGAGGGAUAGUCAACAGUUGAUAGAACAAUAUAAUGAAGAACAGGCUGCCUUAAAAUUAAAACAGAAGAUGUUAAAAGAAGAUUGGGAAUUUUUCAAAGCACAGCGUACUAUAUUAGAACAACAGGUUGCAAAGAACGACCAACCACUUCCUCCUCAUAACUUUGAACAACAGUUUACAGAAACAAUGAGGAUGAUGUUACAAGGCACCAAACCAAGUCAGGAAGAAUGUCACUGCCCUAGAUGUAAUAGAAAAAGAUGUCCCUGCGAUGAGUGUACUAUAACACACAUGAUUACAUGUGGUAUUAUAAACCCUGAAGCAUUAGAAGAUCAGGAGAAUUCCAGUCACAUAAACUUCCUGCAUGAUCCUAACCGGUAUCGUAUAGAUGUUAGUCCGCCUUCUAUGUCCAGCACUACAUCCAGUAGUGGUUCUUCUAGUCCAAUAAUGGUUGACCAUGAACGACUCACUCUUCCAUUUGAUGAGACAGGUGACAGAAAUACAGAAGAAAUCCCAGAGGAGAUAGAAGGAAAUAGUCAAUCAGACAUUGAUGAUGAGGAGGAAGAUGAUGACUAUGAUGAUGAGGAUGAUGAUGAAGAUGAAGAGGAUGAUGAUGAGGAGGACGAGGAGGAGGAGGAUGACGAUGAUGGAGACAAUGAAAAUGAGGAUGAAAUAGACAAUGAAGAUAAAAAUGAUGGCUUAGAAGAACAAAUUGAUAAUAAGAGUAUUUCUGAUCUGUCAUCGUCAUGGCCAAAUGAUGAUGAAGGAGCAGAAGAAUUAAUUAACUCAGAAAAAUGUGACUGUUAUCACUGUGUAUCACAAGCAAAAGCUGAACAAAUGAUAAAAGUGGAAGAAAAUCAGUGUCAGUGCUAUGUAUGUUUGAGACAACAAGGAAAAGCUGUUUCUACAUCUUUACCUCAGCAAGUAGCACCAACAUCUCAACCUGGUGAACUACAUUUAUAUCCUCACAUUCAUGGUUCGGCUGGUCUUCAUGGCUUCAGAUCACAUGUUAGACCCUUAUUACAACCACAACUCUAUGACCUACAUAUGCCACUAAGACAACCAAAACCUUUAAUUCAGUCACCCAAAGUUCCACUUAAACUCGAUUUUGAUUCACCCGAUGGAAUUCAUGAACAUAUUUACCAUGCUUAUGGCGAUUGGGACAAUACAUAUGAUUCACGGAUGAUGCUGUCAAACAUACCAAAGUAUGGUCAUGGUUUGGGAAGUGAACUACUACCAGCUGCUCCGUUAACAACUAAUUAUACAACAAACUUUCUUACCGAGCCAUUCUCUGUGUCCACACAGACAGGAAUGGACACAGUCAUGACAUCCACAUCACCCUCUACAAGUUCUUUCAGGACCACAACUAGCGUCCACACAUCUUUGGCCACCACUCAGGCCAAUAGUGACCAGACUGCCAGUAUUACUAACAAUCAUCUUGCUAUUUCUAGUGUACAAAGUAUUUCUCAAACGCUUUCUAGUACAACUACUAAUUGUAGCAAAAAUAGUGCCACACCUCCUUGUACAAGGCCAGUAACUCUUGGAGGGAACAUUCCGCAACAGCCUGUGCUUUCGGAGAAACUGCCUGCUCAGCCACGUAAACGCCAGAAUGCAGCAAAUUCUACAAAUGUAUCUCCUGUCAAUCAUUCCAAUGGUGGAAUAUCGGAUAAAGUUACUCAGGACUUCAUUCAGACAGCGGCUAGAAAUAUACGUGAAGGUGCCAAAGAAGGAAUGCAAAUGAUUCGUCAGUUUGCCAACAGUUUAAAUGCUAAUGUGAACACUCACACAUGCAAUCACAACUGUCGAAAUUCUCAAAACGUUCAAUCCUGUAAUGAAGGUCCUCCCCCUGGCUGUCGUAAUGCAGUAGCACUUCCCUCAUCUGUGAACAACGUUAGUGUUGGAACAUCCACUGUCUGUAUGGAGCCUGAUUGUGAAGGUCAUUGUGAUGAGAAUGGAGACGGUAUAGAUGAUAGUUGUUCAGAACAAAGCUCAACUAAUUCCAGUCAGAAAGAUGGCAAAUACUGUGAUUGUUGUUAUUGUGAAUUCUUUGGACAUGGCAAUCCUCCUCAGACACCAACAAGUAAGAAUUAUGCUGAAAUGAGAGAUAGACUGAGAUUAAGGUUGAAGAAGAAGGUCGGUAAUCAAAGUGACACCAAACAUAAAGACACCUGUUCUCUGGCAGAUCACCACAUGAUAAGGGAUCAGCCACUAGAAGAUAAAGGAUCUGAAGAAUUGGAAGAAUUAUUACAUUAUAUCAAUGGUACAGAUAAUCAUAAAGAGGAGCAAGAAGAUAAACAACUUAGUGCUAAAGCAGCUAAACGUGCUAGACAGAAACAAAGAAAGGCUGAAGAAAAGGCCAGAUUAGAGGCAGAGAAGCUACAUCAUGAGAAAUUGGAAAGGGAAAAAGAACUGGCAAAAAAUUUGAUUAAUGCUGCCAAGAUUGAAGAAAGUAAAAAUGAGAAGAAAAGGAGAAAGAAACGCAAACAAGUUGAAGAAAUAAAGCAAGGAGAGAUUAAAAAUGGCUGUGAUAAACGAGAGGAUCCCAAUUUAGUUCGGGUUCCACCAUUAGGGAGAGAAGAUACUGACAAUAAAGUCAAAAACAAUGUAAAACUUCAAGUUAAACUUUCUGAUGCUCCACUAAAAUCUCCUUCCACUGAGAUACAGAAAACAGUUAAAAUAGUCAAGACUGAUCCAGUCAAAACUCAAAGAAUUAUAGUUGAACCACUUCAAACAAAUGGAAAAGUUAAUUUAAAAGCAAUUAAAAAGCCAGAUCUUCUGAAAUCAUCUCCUGUUCAGCCUAAAUUACAAGUCACUAAAGGUGCCUCCCAGUCGUCUCUCAACAGUGCCAAACCUGUUCCAGAACAGACAACUAAAUCAUCAGCCAAGAGAAAAGACAAUAAAAACGAAAAAGAUGUAGAUACAACAGAGAAAAGAAUGGACACUGGUGAUGUGAAACCAAGGAAAGGAAAAUCUGUUCACAAUAAUAAUGAUAUUGUCGUUAAUAAAAACAUUGUUCAACUAAAUGGGAAUAAUAACAAUAAAACAGUAAAGAAAACUGCAACCACUCCCACGCCUCCAAAACCGUCUUCUCCUCCACAACAAAUCAAAUCUAGUCCUACUAGCUCGCCAUCUUCUCCUAAGAAAGCAGACACACAAAAGACAAAAGCGGUUGUUAGCCAAUCGCCACCCCAGGAUCAGCAGCCUAAAGGUGGGAAAAAGGGAAAGAACAAAAAGAAAAAUAGGAACAGUGAAGAUUUGAGUGUUAUUGAUGAAAUUUUCCUUCCCAAGUCAGAAUCAGACCUUGAGAAUGGAGAACUGGAUGAAACUGAAAAGGAACUUGAAGCCUUCAAAAGAUUUUGUUUGGAUUAUACACCAGUAACUAGAGAAAAACUACAAGUCAACAUGAAUAUUAAAGACAUCUUUGUCAAGAAGAAGUCUGGACUUAGCUGCACCUAAUGGCAUCCAUGGAUAUGUGUAGUCCCCUGUUAACAAAUUCUCAAUAUCUCCAUAUCUUUUGUUGAUCUUAUAGUAAAGAACUUCUGAUAAAAAAAAUACAACUGUGGAAUUUAAGUUUUUUGGGGUUUCACAGCUGCUUUUGAUACAUCAUCUAACAUAGUGUUUGAAAAUUUGUUUAUAUUCUUACAAAACAUGAAAUAAAAAGUACUGAGUGAAAAUUGUGCCAAUUACCAAAGAAAUGUUAUCAAUUUGAUUUAAUAUUGUUUAAACACCUGCAAAUAGUUCGGAUAUUUAUACAAAUUCUGUUCUCUUUAAAAUUAAAGAAUAACUAUAAGGCAAGUACCCUUAUGACAAAUCACAGCUUUAGAAUAAAGUAAUAAUAUUGGAUAUAUAUGUGUCAUGAACUGGAGACAAUCUCUAAAAGGUAAACAUUUCACUGAAAGUAAAAGCUAUUCAAAGACGUAUAGUUAAAGAUAUUCGAAGACAUAUAGUUAAAGAUAUACUAAAGAGUAUAGUGCUUUCAUUCAUUUGGUAUGAUUUGGUCAUUAAGAUCUCUUAAGAUUUUUUAUAUAUUAAAAUAAGUCUCUCUUUUGGUCAAUCUACCAUAAAUUGUAAUGAAUCUGGGGCGUUAUUAGUUUUUGUCUCAAUCCCUAGAUGUCUAUAGUAAUGAUAAUCUGCUUAUUUUUUUUCUUUUUAUGGGUUGCUUUCUGCCUAUGCAAUUUAAUACCUAGAAAAGACUGUCAGCAGUAGAUAUUCAAUGUCUUUCAAUAUGUAACAUUGUUGAAUUAAUUGGUUUAAUGGGGAAAAGUUGACAGUUGAUUGAAAUAGUGUUAGUCUAUUAAAAUGUGUAAAAUCAUGUCCAGAAGUAGUUUGAUUGCCUGGCACCAUAAAGAAAUUCUCCAUUAUAAACAUGUGUGUUUGACUGUCUUAUUUUAGAAUUAUUCAUUCAGAUAUCAUAUUCAAGAAUUGUCAACCAGUCAUUUUUUAGAAUUUCAUAGUCAUUCUUCAGAAUGUUUCAAUACAGCCAUGCUUUAUGGUGCCAGAGCUGGUCGGUCUCUUUUAACUUAUUUUAUUGGGUUUAAUGUGUUUGAAAUAACUAAAUUUUCUUUUAAUUUUUUGUUCAAUAUUGUUUUGCUGCAAAGCAUUGGAAUAUAAAAUGUAUAUGGAAUCUUCCUACUCUAUUGUUAAGUUUGCUAAUGUUAAUGCAUGUUUGUGUGCUCCUCAAUAUUUGACUGUAAGCAGUGAUGGGUGUAUUUACAUUUCUCUAAGUAAUAAAGAGAUUUUUGUUAUUAAUAUAUUGUUGCCUAUUUACAAUUGAUUUUAACUUGGUGUUUUAAUGAAAUUUUGUUCUGGGAAAUGUAAAUGCACCACACCUACUGAUAGUAUUAUAAUAAUAUUAUUUAUUGAUAAUUAGUAGUUCUGUAAACUUUGUAGUGUACUAUUUAAAAAGAAAUCUAUGCAAUUUGUUCAUCACAAACUGCUUGUUGAUUUUAAUGUCUGCUAAUUAUUUCAAGUUGCUUGUAUUUUGUUUUUAAAUAAUUUUCUGAAAUUCAGAAAAAAGAAGUUUUAAUGACAAGCCAAACAUUAUGAAAGGAAGGCAUUAUGACUAAUUAAUGAACUAUGUAUUCUAUUGAAGGAUAAUUUAAGUCAAUAUAACACAUUAUUACUAUUACUCCAUUAUUUGUGUCCCCUGUUUUGACCUUGGGACAGGGGACAUAACUGUGCUUAUAAUAAGCAUUAUAUAGCUGCUUCCUGUUUGAUGUUUGUCCCGUCAAUGGUGGCAGAGUAAUAGUAAUAAUAAAAUCUUCCUGUUAUAUAACUAACUGCUGUGUCACCAAGUCUUUUAUUUGUGUGCCUGUUUUAAUGAUACGUUUGUUUGGAAGAAAGUUGGAAUGUGUUUGAUGUUUAAUCAACAUUUCAAGUGUUGAUAGUGAAUAAAUGAAAUAUCACAUUGAAA